AUGAAAUCGGAAUCAUCAAAAGUGUUCAAUGGUAAUGGUUGUAAUGAAUUAGCAAUACACGAUACAUACACGGAAGAAUACAAAGAAUUUAUAAAAACGUUAAAAAAUGAUUGGGAAGAUAUACAAUUUAUUGCUAAAGGUAGUUUUGGUCUUAUAGUUAAAGCAAAAAAGAAAAAUGGUAUUUUAAAUGGUAUAAAAUUGGGCGAUAGUUAUUGUAUUAUAAAAAGAAAGAAAAGGGACCCAAAUGUAUUAAUAUUCGAUAAUGAAAGUGAUAUCUUAAAGACAAUAUUGUCUUUAAAAAGCAAACUAUUGUUGAAAUAUUAUUAUCACGAAAUUAAAGCUGAAUAUGUGUAUAUAUACACAGAAUAUUUUGAGGGCCAAACCAUUGGCUUAUAUGUCAAAGAAAAUAAUAGAAUCAAAGAAGAAGAAAAUAUUAUAUUUAUUACAUGGAGCAUACUUAGAGCAUUAGAGCUAUUACAUCGAAAUUGUAUAAUGCACAGAGAUAUAAGUCCCAACAAUAUUUUGGUGUCUAAAGACUUUAAAGAGAUCAAAUUAAUAGAUUUUGGCCAUUCAAUAGCACUUUUAACCGGUUCAAAGAGUCUUCAUCAUGGGGGUUUAACUGGAACUUUAGGCUUUAUUGCACCCGAAAUUAUAUAUGAGAACAAUCAUCCAGGAAGGGGGUCAGAUAUAUGGAGUUUGGGUGCAAUGGUACUAUUUAUGUAUGGUUAUAUACUUCCAAAAAGUGGUGAGUUAAUAAUUCCACAAGACAUACCCCAAAAUAUCCAAUCCUUUCUUAAAGAUUCUUUAAAGAAACGUUAUAAUGAAAGAGCAACUGCUAUAAAUCUUUUACAAAAUGGUCUCUUUUCAAAUUUAAAUCAAGAACAUCAACAAAAUCAACAAAAUUUAGAAUUAAAUGAUAGAGAAAUUAUAAUUUAUACCGAUAAAAAUAAUUGUUAUAAUAGUAAUUGUAAUAAUAGUUCGUCCUCAACAUCUUCUUCAUCAUUAACAGACAAAGAAUUAUUAUCAAAUAAUAAAAGCAAAUAUGGUUAUGGAUCAUUUGACCCUUUUGUAAAUGAAGGUAAACCAAAGUAUUCAAAUUUAAUCAAAAGGUUUUUAUUUAAAAAAGGUCAAUUUUUAAAAACAUUCAAUAUUACCGCAAUAGCAAUGAUGUUUUUUAUUAUUGUUUCAGCAAUAUUAUUACCAGUCAUGUUAACCAAAUAUUUAAAGAGUGAUACCGAAAUAAGCGAAUAUAAAUUCAACUUAUAUCAAUACAAUCAAUAUAUGGAAGAAGGAAAAAAGAACAUUGGUCUCGGUCAAUUUAAUGAUGCAAAGGUUAGCUACGAAAGGGCAUUAAAUGUUUCGAAACUGCUUGAUAAAGACCAAUAUAUACUAGACUCGUACAAAGGAAUCUUUGAUAGUGUUUACUCUGGUGGUAAUUAUAACGAAGCUUUGGUUAUAGCGGAAAGUUACAUUGCAGUUUCACCAACCUCAAUCACAGCUCAACUUCAAUAUCACCAAAUGAGGGGUAUGGUAUUCUUCAAUACAGGCAAAUUGCAACCAUGCAUUGAUGAAAGACUGCUUGUAGUAAAAUACACAAAACAAAUCUAUCAAAACAAUUCAAAUCAAGAGGCAUAUUCCCAGGUUGGGGUCGGCACAUGCUAUGCAGAGCAUGGGAGGUAUCAAGAUGCUAUCAAGUAUUACACAAUUGCAUUCAACAUUUACCAAACCAUGAAUAGCACAUAUCGUGACAAAUACUAUUAUGCUGCCUCACUUUUCCAUUUGGGCUAUUCAUACUUUCACAGCGAAAAUCUUACCAACUAUAUGGAGGAGUCAUUCAAAUAUUUUAACCAAAGCUAUAUAGUGGGUUUAGAGCUUUACAAAGAAGACUCUGAUAAAUAUUAUAUAUUUUUAACAGAUAGACAAAAUUAUUUGGGUAGAUGGUAUAUUCAAAAAGGGGACCCAGCUUCAUUAGAUUUAGGUUUCAAAUUUUUAAAACAAAGCGAAUCAAUACUAAGAGAAAAAAGCAAAUUUAAAAUACCAGAGAUGGCUGAAACACUUUAUUUGCUAGGUCAAAUCGAAAGACUAAGAUCAAACUAUGAAAGAGCUCUCGAAUAUCAACACGAUGUUUUAUCAAUAAGAGUGGAACUUUACACCCCUACAGGUAACAUUUUGCGUCCAAGUAUUGCUGAAGCCUGUUUAGAAAUUGGCCAGGAUCUAGUACAUGUUGGUAAUUGUACUGAUGUUGUGUAUUGCAUGGAAAGAGCUAAACAAAUUUAUGAUACAUUUGACAAUGACUCAUUAAUCAAAAAUCAACUAUCAAUAAUUAAUAGUACAAUUUCCUACUGCGAAAGUAUUUCAACAAAAAAAUCUUUUUUAAAAGCUAUUGUAGCAAAUGUAAAUUGUAAAUUGUAA
Dictyostelium purpureum is the source of this 2412-nucleotide messenger RNA. RefSeq lists its product as uncharacterized. Gene Ontology annotation, biological process: protein phosphorylation. Gene Ontology annotation, molecular function: protein kinase activity; ATP binding; protein binding. The transcript is spliced from 2 exons. Bases 1 to 2412 code for a protein of 803 amino acids. NCBI's taxonomy places the organism in Eukaryota, Evosea, Eumycetozoa, Dictyosteliales, Dictyosteliaceae. The record is from RefSeq and is a predicted model, not a curated record.